Cladophialophora psammophila CBS 110553 is the source of this 1629-nucleotide messenger RNA. RefSeq lists its product as uncharacterized. NCBI's taxonomy places the organism in Eukaryota, Fungi, Ascomycota, Eurotiomycetes, Chaetothyriales, Herpotrichiellaceae. The transcript has 4 exons. The record is from RefSeq and is a predicted model, not a curated record. The coding region runs from base 1 to 1629 and encodes 542 amino acids. Gene Ontology annotation, molecular function: heme binding; monooxygenase activity; iron ion binding.
AUGAACUUCUUCCCAGACGCCAUUGUGAACCGGAAUGCCACCCAUUCUGUGGCAUCUGGCAGAACUGGUCAACCACCCUCGCUCAUUGCUUCCCUUCUAGCUAACGCAGAUUGGAAAUUCCUAGGUGCAUUGUUCAUUUUUGUAUACGUCGUCCAGGCCAUAUACUAUUGUUGGUUUCAUCAACUAUGCCAAGUUCCGGGGCCAUUCCUGGCACGUUUCAGUCAGGCCUGGAGAAAUAUUCGCUAUUUCAAAGGUACCUGGUUACGGGAUGUGACUGAACUCCACGAGAAAUAUGGAAAUGUCGUCAGGAUUGCGCCGAAUGAAGUCAGUUUCGUUGAUCGAGAUGCUCUUCGCGCACUCUAUGGUCACGGUAAAGUGUCCCAGAAGCACCCCAAGUUGAUUAACAGGCUUCUCUAUCGUAGGUACGUGCCGAAUAUGCAGAUCUCGUUCUUUGCUGCCACGGAUAUCAAACUUCAUCGGCAUCUUCGAAGCCGUGUCACGGCUGCUUACUCCAUGUCCUCCAUGUUGUCCAUGGAAAGCCUAAUCCAAGAUGUGGCCAACCAAGGUUGGGCGAAGUUCAGAGAGCUCGUGGCUAGGGGUCAGCCUAUUGAACUCGAUAAAUGGGUGAACUACUUCACCUUUGAUGUUGUCGGUACACUCGCACUGGGCGGGCCUCUCGGUAUGAUUCAGCAAGAGAAGGACGUCGAUGGCAUCAUCGGUAGUAUACAUGAUGGAUUCUGGCUGAUGGCUAACAUGGGGAACAUGCCUCUCCAGAUGUUCUGGUUCAACAAUCCAGUCGCUCAAUGGCUCAUCAAAAAAGUGGGUGGGAAAAGAUUGAAUGCUUUCAGCGUGUUUCUCGACUGGCUUGAGGUCAGGGUGGAUAGCCGCAUGAAGAACGGUUUAGGAGGCCAACGUCGAGACUUGCUUCAGCACUUCAUUGAUGCAAAGGAUCAAUCCGGGAACCCGGUCAAGAAAGGAGAUGUCAUGAUCGAAGGCGUCAAUAUCUUGGGGGCCGGAGCCGACACCACUACCGUAGCGAUUCUAGCCGUACUUGGUGCGGUGCUGCAAAAUCCGAGUCACAAGCAGCGUCUCAUGGCAGAAAUCGACCAGGCAUACAAAGACCUAGGUCUCACAGACAAAGAGGAGAUCAGCUUCAAAGAUUGCGAGAACCUACCCUUUUUGUCCGCCGUCGUCAAAGAAAGCAUGCGGCUGCACCCUUCGAUUACAUAUCAGCUUCCUCGAGUGCUCCCUGCAGAGGGUUUGCAAGUUGGAAAGUAUCAUUUUGAUCAGAAUGUAGUCUGCGGGAUUAGUGCAGCUUCGAUGAACAGAUCGGUGGAUAUUUUCGGCCCUAACGCGAGUCGGUGGGUACCCGAGCGAUGGAUUGCCGAAUCAGAGGCCGACAAGGGUCGUAUCGGUGGUAUGAAUCGGGACUUGACCACGUUUGGAAUGGGAAGUAGGAGUUGCAUCGGUCGCAAUCUAGCACUCAUCGAAGUGCACAAAUACAUUGCACAAUUUUUCCGCCACUUCGACGCAGAGAUUGUCAACAAGGACCACCCAUGGGUGACGAAAUCACAGUGGUUUGCAAUUCAGAGGAAAUUCUGGGUAGUCCUCAAAGAACGACAACAUUGA